AUGUCGUCCUCGGGCUCAUCUUUUACUUCCUCGUCGCUCGGUCGCCCACCAACAUACGGACGAACAUACGUCAGUCCGGUUGAUUCAACCUGGACUCCCACCUCCGGCAUAUCAACCAUUUCUGCUCCGACCACCGAGGGGUCGGGAACUGGGACCUCGGUACUCGAUUUGGGACCCCCAGGUUUCCAAGCAACAAUAAUUCUCUUUCAAGAUACUCCCGACGAACGAGUCGUUUACCUGGGGCCUUGGGAAGUGGUGGGUUCUGAGCAGCGCCGUGUUCUGUGGCAGGGUAGCUAUCAGAACGAAUUGCUCGAACACUUCUUGCCCUCUGACACACCCUCCGACAUAUAUCCUCAUACCCUCCACUCGCGCCAUCGCCCGUACUACGACCCUUCAGACAUGGAAAGAUAUCUCACGUUUCAGGAACCUCACCGGAUUCGAUACACAACGGAUGAAGGUGUUUGUAUACAUGACCAGUACGUCACGAUCAGAUAUGAGUUCACGACAGUCGAGAGCUCUAUUCAAUUUCAGGGAGAUUUGCGCAGGAAGGACCUAGUUGAUUUCUAUGACGUCGACGUCGUUUGGACAAACGUCCAUGGGCGCACAGAUGGCUUCGGCAAAGUGAAGGGGAUCGGUGCGAUUCAGAGACUCAAGUUGUGGAGGGAUCGAUAUACCACUUUCCACUCCCUCAGCGUGUGUGCGAAUAAGACGGAUGGCCAAUACCGAGAGUAUGAUAUUCACUCGUUCGAUGGGGAACUGCGUGGAAGGGACGAUCGCGCAAAACAACUUCGACUCAAUGCGCCUGGCAGGCGGCAUACUUCGGGCGACGAUCAGCACUCACACCGACGCUUUUCACUACCGCAUCGUAUGCGAUCUCGAACCAGAACGAACGAUUCCUCCGAGCCAAGAUCAUUGCAGCAGCCGACUCUCGACAUACGAUAUCUGGCCAUCCAAUUUACUGAGCGUCAAGAUUUUGCCGGGACAUUCUCCCGAUUUACCGGUAUCUGGAUGGCCGAACCAUAUGCUCGAAUCGGUGCCAGAACCCACGGAUGCGGCCGAAGCUACGCCUUGAAAGGUCAAAUCCGAGUCAGAUGCCAUAUCAGUAUCCUCGACCAGUUGCACCACCGGGACGAACCACAUGCUCGUGCUGCAACAACGGGGAAAUGCUCGGGGCGCCCCCACACCGACUCUGAAGACCCCGCGGUGCCUGGAUCAUGCCACGGAGCUGUGUCGUCAUUGAGAUGCACAACCCGUCAUGAAUGGAAGCAUUGCUCACUGCUGCCACUGCCCCUGCUCCUGAUACACACUCAACACCAAACCAUUGACCCCUUCCACGUCGCUCCAUCGGUCAUGAAGGUCAUUCUCGCUAUCAACGCCGGCUCCAGCUCGGUCAAGAUCUCGGUUUACACUGCAGAUAAGAAUGCGGAACCGCAUCAAAUCGCAGAAGCCUCAAUUGGGGGACUGACUGCCCCGCCAGCAACGCUUGCUUACACGCGUCGCGGUGAGAAGGUGGUCAAGGCCAAAGAGGUUGCUGAUAGCGUCAAGAAUCAAGAGGAUGCUUUCGAUCUUCUCCUCAAGACAUUCAUUGAUGACAAUGAACUUAAGGAGAUCUCUUCAAAGGAGGACAUUGCCAUCGCCAGCCAUCGCAUUGUUCAUGGCGGAGACUACGAUCGGUCUCAAGUCAUUACCCAAGAUGCUUAUCACCACCUUGAAGAACUCAGCGACCUGGCACCACUCCACAAUGGCGUCGCCUUGAGCAUCGUCGAUACUUGCAUCAGCGCGCUACCAAAGACCAUCAACGUUGCCUGUUUCGACUCACAAUUCCAUACAACUAUCCCUCCGCACAUCUACACCUACCCUAUCGACCCAAAGAUCGCGAAAAGCAAUCGCUUGCGCAAGUACGGAUUUCACGGUAUCAGCUAUGCAUUCAUAACAAGAGCCGUGGCCCAGUAUCUUGAAAAAGACGUCAAUAGCUUAAACAUGAUCGCUUUGCACCUUGGUAGCGGUGCCAGCGCCUGCGCCAUCAAGGGCGGCAAGAGCUGGGACACGAGUAUGGGGCUGACACCUCUGGCGGGCCUUCCUGGUGCGACUCGAAGCGGCAGUGUUGAUCCUAGUCUCGUCUUCCACUAUGCCUCAGAUGUGGGGAAACUCUCCCCUGCAUCCACCAAACAUCUUCACAUUUCACGGGCUGAAGAGAUCCUCAAUAAGGAGAGCGGCUGGAAGUCCAUGACGGGUACGACCAACUUUGGCGUAGUUGCCGAGUCAGACGAGCCCACCCACCGCCUGGCCUUUGACAUCUUUGUCGAUCGCAUUGCCGGCUUUGUCGGCUCUUACUUUGUAACCCUCGAGGGACGCGUCGAUGCUUUGGUUUUUGCUGGCGGCAUUGGAGAGCACAGCGCUAAGCUUCGAUCCGCUGUUGUCGAGAGAGUUGCCUGCUUAGGCUUUGCCCUCGAUGAUGCUUGUAACCAGGAACCCAUCGAGGAUGUGGUUCAGGAACUCGGCAAACGCGAUGCCAGCCAGCGGGUGCUAGUCUGUCAGACAGAUGAGCAACUGGAGAUGGCCAGAUUAUGUGCAGAAAAGGAGGAUAUAUGGGAAUAG
Molecule: messenger RNA, 2598 nt
Organism: Fusarium redolens
Lineage: Eukaryota; Fungi; Ascomycota; Sordariomycetes; Hypocreales; Nectriaceae
Product: Acetokinase family-domain-containing protein
Exons: 7
Coding region: 1-2598 (865 amino acids)
Biological process (GO): acetate metabolic process; phosphorylation
Molecular function (GO): acetate kinase activity
Source: RefSeq, a predicted model, not a curated record